AUGUUUUUUCCUUUCUGUUUUCAGGCAUUUUUUAUUAAUGUCUCAUUUCUCGUCAUCACUGUUACACUCUGCCCGAUCACACAUCUUUUAUAUGACAGACCCGUCUAUUUAUGGGUAGUCCUGAUGUUACUACUCAUCCCCCAGCGUAUUUGCACAAGUUGCUGUUUUUCAGCCACUUCCCUCCUCAUCAACAAUUCUGUGACACCAAAUAUUGCAGGUUCUGUGAAUGGAAUUGCUAUGACUUCAACUGCAUUGGCCAGGGUUGAUGAGCAGUUAAAACAAAUUUUUCCUUCUUUUUGUCCUUUCGUUCUUUCCUUUUUGUCCUUUCUUUCUUUCCUUCUUUUUGUCUUUCUUUUUCCUUCUUUUUGUCCCUUCUUUCUUUCCUUCUUUUGUCCCUUCUUUCUUUCCUUCUUUUGUCCCUUCUUUCUUUCCUUCUUUUGUCCUUCUUUCUUUCCUUCUUUUUGUCCCUUCUUUCUUUCCUUCUUUUUGUCCCUUCUUUCUUUCCUUCUUUUUGUCCCUUCUUUUUUUUUUUUUUUUGCUCUGCAUUUUUUAUUUUUUCUCCUUUAUUUUUUUUAUUUUUAUUUUUUUCUUCCUGUGUUCUUACUUUUCAAUUAUAAUUCUCACAUCUUAUAUUUUUUUCUCUCUCCUCUCCACAGAGCAUUUGCACCAACAUUUGGGGGCAGUCUAUUUGCCUGGUCAAUUAGCGCGGAUGCAGCAUCGAUUGGCUCCCCAUUUGAUGUGAACUUGGCAUUUUUUGUUUUUGGACUUGUUUUCUGGUUCUGUGCUGUUCUUGGAGUGACAAUUCCAAACCGAUUAAACAAACAAAAGAAGAGAACUAUAUCAUAA
This is a messenger RNA of Acanthosepion pharaonis, 846 nucleotides long. The record is from the annotation of a GenBank genome assembly. Lineage: Eukaryota; Metazoa; Mollusca; Cephalopoda; Sepiida; Sepiidae.